AUGCACCAAGUAAUUCCUUACAUGUCACCGCAGAACAACAACAUGAAGAAGAAUUAUUAUAACAAGAAGGAGAAGGAGAAUAAUCCUUGUAUGCUUAAAAUGGUUUCUGAGAACGCUGUGAUAGUGAUUGGAAGACACGGUUGCUGCAUGACCCAUGUGGUGAAACGUCUUCUACAGAGUCUAGGUGUUAACCCCGUGAUUCAUGAGGUGGAGGAAGAGAAAGAUGAAGUGUGUGUUGCAAAAGAAUUGGAAUCGAUAAUUGAAGGGAAAGAUAAUGUGCAGUUUCCGAUGGUGUUUAUAGGUGGUAGGUUGUUUGGUGGAUUGGAUCGUGUUAUGGCUACUCAUAUUUCUGGUGAAUUGGUUCCAUUACUUAAACAAGCUGGAGCUUUGUGGCUAUGA
Messenger RNA from Vicia faba (fava bean), 399 nucleotides. The record is from the annotation of a GenBank genome assembly. Lineage: Eukaryota; Viridiplantae; Streptophyta; Magnoliopsida; Fabales; Fabaceae.